Messenger RNA from Prorocentrum cordatum, 390 nucleotides. Lineage: Eukaryota; Dinophyceae; Prorocentrales; Prorocentraceae. The record is from the annotation of a GenBank genome assembly.
AUGAGACAAGAGGACCUGCUGCUCGGCUGGAGGGUGCACUACAGCGCCCCCUUCUGCGCCGCCACCCGCGCCACGGACGUGCGCGGGGGCCUGCCUCCGGAGGCGACGGUGCUCGUGGGCGCGGCGCUCGGCGACGGCCGCGGCAGCUGCCUGCGGGACCGCCUCGAGGUGGCCGCGGCGGGGCUCGUCGGGCCCGCGCUGGCGGAGACCGCGCGCGGCACCGCGCCCACGGCGCACAACGGGGCCCACUGGUACCUUGAGAGCGGCCACGCGUUCGGCUUCGCGGACGGCCCCGUGCGGCGGCGGCGCGGGGGCGCGGACACAGAGGAGUCAGGGGAGGCAGAGCUGGCACCUGGACGGGAACGGCGGCUAUCGCGCUGGCGCGGCUGA